Molecule: messenger RNA, 1143 nt
Organism: Colletotrichum spaethianum
Lineage: Eukaryota; Fungi; Ascomycota; Sordariomycetes; Glomerellales; Glomerellaceae
Product: killer toxin subunits alpha/beta
Exons: 4
Coding region: 1-1143 (380 amino acids)
Biological process (GO): carbohydrate metabolic process
Molecular function (GO): chitin binding
Source: RefSeq, a predicted model, not a curated record
AUGGGAGGCACACAAUUGCUCGCGGCCGUUCUCACGGCCGCAGUUUUCAUCCAGAAUGGAAGCUGUGAACGCCCUCCCUCCCUUACCCACCAGAACCCGUACGCAGAUGCCGGUCGUGACCCUCUGGCCGAGUACAUGAGCCUCAAGGAUAACGUCACAGAGUACAUGCCUGAGCGCCGACAGAUAGGCGCCCCACCCGUAUCCGAGUGGGAUAAGCGCGCCGCCAUCUUUAAGAGACAGACCGAAGCCCCCGGAGCCGGUGCCCUCCUUUGUCCCACAGGCGAGUGUGCCGACGGCAGUUGCUGCGGCAAGAACGGUGUCUGUGGCUACGGCGAUCUCUGCGGCGAAGGCUGCAAGAGCAACUGCGAUGCCACGGCCAUGUGCGGUGUCCAAUCUGAAGGCGGCGCCAUCAAGUGUGGCAUGAACUUGUGCUGCAGUUCCGGAGGUUGGUGCGGUACUUCCGAAACCCACUGCGUUGGUCCCAACAAGUUCUCCCUCUGCCAGCAAGGCUUCGGAAAGUGUGAGGUUCUUCGCCCCAAGACGUGCGGCGAGGGCUCCGGCACGGCUUCGAAGCGCACCAUUGGAUACUACCAGGCCUCCAACGUCCGCAACCGCGUCUGCAACCGCAUAUUGCCCUCACAGAUCAAGACCACCGGCUACACACACCUCAACUUUGCUUUCGCAUCCAUUGACCCGGUCUCCUACGCCGUUGUUCCUGCAGAGGCUGCUGAUGAGUCUCUCAUGAAAGAGUUUACCGCCCUGAAGAAGGCCGGUCUGCAGACCUGGAUUGCUGUGGGUGGUUAUGACUUCAGUGAUGUGAACCGGACGACGCAUACCACUUGGCAUGAUAUCUGUGCGAGCCCUGCCGCCCGCGCCGCUUUCAUCACCUCUGGCAAAGCAUUCAUGGACAAAGGUAUGGACCUCGACUGGGAGUACCCGGGUGAUCCCAAGCGGGGCGGCUCACGUGCCGACAUUGCGAACUUCGUUUUGCUUCUCAAGGAGAUGCGCGCCGCAUACGGCACCAACUACGGCAUCAGCCUAACGCUCGCCCCUGACUACUGGUACCUGCGAUGGUUCGACGGCAAAGGUCUCGAGCCAUAUGUUGAUCACUUUGGCUUCAUGACCUACGAUCUUCACAGCUAA